CUCCGUGCUGGCAGUCCCGUGACGCGCCGCCGCGGCCGCGUCUGAGCCGGCGACUGCCGCCGGCCGCCGAGCCGCUCCAGCCAUGACGCUCUGCAAGACGCCGCUGCUGCCGCUGCGAGUGAUGCUCUUCUCUUUCUACGGAGGGGUGAGCUGCGUGCUGCCGUUCGUGGCGCUGCACAUGUCGACGCUGGGCCUGUCGGCGGCCGAGCUCGGCUGGCUACAGACGGUGCUGCCGCUGGCGGGCUGCGCCGGCCCGCUGCUGGGCGGCGCGCUGGCCGACCGGCUCGGCUCGUACCGGCCGCUGCUGGUGGGCGCGCUGCUGCUCUGCGCCGCCGCCUACCCGUGCCUGAUGCUGGUGCCGGCCGUGCAGCCGCCGCCGCCGGCCGACGCCGAGCUGGAGGCGCUCACCUUCCUCUGCACCGACCAGGGCGGCCUGCUGGCCGCGGCGCGCUGCCAGCAGCCGUGUCGGCUCGGCGACCCGCGACCGCGCCAGUACUACCUGGAGCGGUGCGCGUUCACGUGCCGGCCCGGCGUGCCGCUGCCGUCGGGCCUGCCGCACCUCUGCCUCACCUCGGGCGAGAACACCGUGUGCGAGCUGGUGGCCGACGUCGGCGACGGCCUGGUGGUGAACGGCUCGGUGCCGCGCCUGCUGGAGCAGCCUGACGAGCGGCGCCAGUGCAGCUACCCGCUGGUGGACCUGGCGCGCGGCCACCAGACGUUCGACGCGCUGACGUGCCGCGCGCCGCCGCAGUGCCACGUCAGCUGCCACGCGCGCCAGCUGAGCGUGGGCGCGCCGCCGCUGUGGGCGGCCGGCCGGUGUCGGCGGCCGCCGCCCGACGGCCGGCUCACCUUCUGGCUGUACUUUGGCCUGCGCGCCGUCACCGAGCUGUGCCUGCCGCUGGCACUGGUGCUGGUGAACACCAGCGCGCUGGCGCUCUGCCGCCGGCACGGCUCCGACUACGGCUGGGAGGCCGCCUGCGGCCUGCUCGGACUCGUGACGUUCGCGCCCAUCUGCGGCUACCUGAUCGACGUGCACGAGAAGCUCUUCAAAUACCUUGACUUCAGGCCCAGUUUCUACGUGUUCUGCGCGCUGAUGCUCAUCUGCGUGAUCCUAGCCUCGGUGGUGCCGGUGCCUCCGGCGCCGACCGGCCGGCGCGACUACCUGCGCCCGCUCGCCAAAAGCCUGUGCAACCUCGAGUUUUUCAGCGUUCUGUGCGUGCUGAUGCUCCUCGGCACGCUGUGGGGUUUCCUGGAGGCGUACCUGUACGAUCACGUGAGCGCGCUGGGCGGCUCUCAGCUGCAGAACGGUCUGAGCCUGGCGGCGGGCACGGCGCUGCUGCUGCCCUUCCUGGCCAGGGCCGAGCCGCUCAUCAACUACUGCGGCCACCACCACAUCUUCAUCAUCGCGCUCAUCAUAUACAUCGUCCGAUACGUCAGCUAUGCGUACAUCCUGGUUCCGUGGCUGUUUCUGGUGGCCGAGUCGCUGGAGAUGUUCACCGUGCACCUGGCCUGGCUGGCAGCAGUGCUGUUCGCUGCCAGCCAGAGCCGGCCCGCCACCGAGGCCACCGCGCAGGCCGUCAUCACAGUGGCCCACUUCGGCGUCGGUCGCGGUCUGGGCGCCGGCGUGGCGCUCCACCUGCUGCCGCACUACUCGGGUGAGGCGCUGCUCUGCAUGGGCUCCGUGGUGGCAGCCGGCGGCGCUGUGCUCUACAUGCUGCUCUACUACUGCUGCCGGGCGCUGCGGCCCCACCGCCCACCGUACGGACGACACAAGCGCGAAAUGUACAGCAGCAACGGUGCUAUGUUGAACGGCACAUACGCGCCGCUGAAGUCUCGCCACAACGGCAUCUGAGCCAGCGCCAACGGGGCCGGUCACAGCGGCUCCAGCGGGGCCGGCCACAGAGACCGGUCACAGCGGCUCCAGCGGGGCCGGUCACAGCGGCUCCAGCGGGGCCGGUCACAGCGGCUCCAGCGGGGCCGGUCACAGCGGCUCCAGCGGGGCCGGCCACAGAGACCGGUCACAGCGGCUCCAGCGGGGCCGGCCACAGAGACCGGUCACAGCGGCUCCAGCGGGGCCGGUCACAGCGGCUCCAGCGGGGCCGGUCACAGCGGCUCCAGCGGGGCCGGUCACAGCGGCUCCAGCGGGGCCGGUCACAGCGGCUCCAGCGGGGCCGGCCACAGAGACCGGUCACAGCGGCUCCAGCGGGGCCGGCCACAGAGACCGGUCACAGCGGCUCCAGCGGGGCCGGUCACAGCGGCUCCAGCGGGGCCGGUCACAGCGGCUCCAGCGGGGCCGGUCACAGCGGCUCCAGCGGGGCCGGUCACAGCGGCUCCAGCGGGGCCGGUCACAGCGGCUCCAGCGGGGCCGGCCACAGAGACCGGUCACAGCGGCUCCAGCGGGGAUGAAGACAGCGGCUCCACUGAGGCCGGAGACAGCCGCCGAUUUAACCCGACUCGACUCGGGAUGUCGCCGCAGCCGCACAUCUGUGACAAUAUCGACGUCAGGACGGCCCACAACAGAACGGAAACAUUCCACGCCUGAAAAAAAAAAAUGGUGCAUUGGCUCACUGGGCUGCAGGGCAUAAAAUGCUGGAGUGAUUCACUGCAGCCACCGUAGCGUCCUCUGUGCGGGUGGACUCCUCCAGUGAACUGUGGUGUCGUGACGGACUCCUCCAGUGAACUGUGGUGUCGUGACAGUCUCCUCCAGUGGACUGUGGUGUCGUGACGGACUCCUCCAGUGGACUGUGGUGUCGUGACGGACUCAUCCAGUGAACUGUGGUGUCGUGACGGACUCCUCCAGUGGACUGUGGAGUCGUGACUGACGGACUCCUCCAGUGGACUGAGGUGUCGUGACGGACUCCUCCAGUGGACUGUGGUGUCGUGACGGACUCCUCCAGUGGACUGUGGUGUCGUGACUGACGGACUCCUCCAGUGGACUGUGGUGUCGUGACUGAGGGACUCCUCCAGUGGACUGUGGUGUCGUGACGGACUCCUCCAGUGGACUGUGGUGUCGUGACGGACUCCUCCAGUGGACUGUGGUGUCGUGACUGACGGACUCCUCCAGUGAACUGUGGUGUCGUGAGGGAUUCCUCCAGUUGACUGUGGUGUCGUGACGGACUCCUCCAGUGGACUGUGGUGUCGUGACUGACGGACUCCUCCAGUGGACUGUGGUGUCGUGACUGACUGACUCCUCCAGUGGACUGGGUGUCGUGACUGACGGACUCCUCCAGUGGACUGUGGUGUCGUGACGGACUCCUCCACUCUCCAGUGGACUGUGGUGUCGUGACUGACGGACUCCUCCAGUGAACUGUGGUGUCGUGACUGAGGGACUCCUCCAGUGGACUGUGGUGUCGUGACGGACUCCUCCAGUGGACUGUGGUGUCGUGACGGACUCCUCCAGUGGACUGUGGUGUCGUGACGGACUCCUCCAGUGGACUGUGGUGUCGUGACGGACUCCUCCAGUGGACGGCGAUGCCGUGACUGUCGUGACCGCACGGCUCGGGCUCCCGGCGGACCUAGAAGUGGUGUUUGGUGUCGUGGCGGCGCCUUAGACUGCCUAAUCUGACCGGCGAGGACCUGCGGGCCGUGAGAGCACUGCAUUCCGCGUGCUGACUGCAGUACCCGGCCAGAACGCAACCCCGAGGAGUCCGGCCUGCCGAGAUGUGCCGGGGGAAGUAGCACGGCGACCAGCGAGCGUGCCGGGCGCUGUGGGCCACAGUCGCUCCUGGACAGAGCCAAUGGUCGGCCCCCUGGCGGCGGACGGGCAGACGGUGUUUUCCGCAGCGGCCGCCAGAGGCGCUGUGGUGACGCGCGCCCCGUGAUAUGCCCUGGGUCGACUGUUGCCUGUUACGCAGCGAUGUGCGGGUGCUUGGAGAAGGAAUUUCAGUUUCGUUUUGUAUCUGUUGUGAGCGCGUGUUCUCUGCAAGAGUCCGAUGGCGUCAUUAAGUGUCGCGCAGCCUGCAUGCGCAGGUCUCGUCGUACCUACUCGGCGGUAGGUACCUCCUUUUUCAACAAAACCGAAAAUAGCUCGAAAACAGUUGAAGAGAAUAGUUCACUUUCCCGAAAUUAGUCUUUUGCAAUGGAUUAGUUAUUUUUUAUGCUCAAAAUGAUCAGC
Amphibalanus amphitrite is the source of this 4114-nucleotide messenger RNA. RefSeq lists its product as uncharacterized. The coding region runs from base 83 to 1852 and encodes 589 amino acids. The transcript is spliced from 5 exons. Lineage: Eukaryota; Metazoa; Arthropoda; Thecostraca; Balanomorpha; Balanidae. Gene Ontology annotation, cellular component: membrane. The record is from RefSeq and is a predicted model, not a curated record.